This is a messenger RNA of Drosophila ficusphila, 337 nucleotides long. RefSeq names its product accessory gland protein Acp63F-like. The coding region runs from base 27 to 281 and encodes 84 amino acids. The record is from RefSeq and is a predicted model, not a curated record. Lineage: Eukaryota; Metazoa; Arthropoda; Insecta; Diptera; Drosophilidae. The transcript has 3 exons.
AACUAUUAGCUUCUUACCAAUUCAUCAUGAGAAACCUCAGCUUUGUUUUUCUUCUGGCUGUCUUCGUAUUGGAAACCAACGGAAAAUGCAGCAAUUAUGUGCUUUUGAAUUAUUACCCUACUUGUGGAAUAGCCGCAGAUUGCUACUUUUAUGGCGAUAACUAUUCUGUGGUCGACAAUCAGAAUUGCAGACGUAAAGAAAAAGGACUUCCACCCUUCUUGGAAACAAAAGACGGAGAAUGCCCUACAGAUAAACCCAGGUGUACAUAUAUAAAGAACUAAUUUCAAGCGAAAAGUACAUUAUAACAUCCAAUAAAAGAGCUUGAAGCUAAAUUGUA